AACGGGGGCAAGGGCUGCCCUGGGUCCUGUCUGGGUGAGGGACUGUCUCGGGGUCUCCAGUGCCCUGUCCACCACAGGGCCCUGCUUGGGUGUGUGUAUGGAAGAACCAGCUGUCCCUGUACUUGGGACAUGCUGUUGACUGCUGCUCCCCACAUCUCCCCAGAGUGCCCUGUGACUAAGACAGCUGGGAAGGGGCAGUGUCUGGCCAGGGUGAGAGUGGGCCCAGGGGCUGCUGAUCAGGCUCCCAAAGGCCCCAGGGGAUGUGAGUAGAAAGGUGCUUCUGGAACCUCAGGGAACAGAGGAGUCUUGUGCUCGGUUCAUACCAUUCUCUUCCUGGGUGACUAAGGCCAGGAGUCAUGGGGACCAGUCAGCACAGCAGGCUGCCCCCUUGCCAGGCGAGGGCAAGUCUGGCCCUGAGGCCCUCAGCCUUGUGGUGGGGUUCCUGCCCAGCACAGGUUGCCAGGCCAGGGACUUCCUGGGAUGAGCCCAAGUCCCCCAUGAGCAGGGCUGGGAGAGGGAGGAGAUGGCCAGGGACCCUGGCAGGAGAGAGGAGGAGAUGGCCAGGACAGGGAGCUCGCAGAGGAGGUGCCCUGUCAGCCAGGGGCCUGGUCACAGCCUCCUGACCUCCUCAGCUGCCAGUGGGUGGGAGGAGGAGUGUCCAUAGAGGGGCAUUGACUUCUCAGGCCUGACUUCCAAAGGGCCAGGGCAGCUGGAAGCCCAUGUCUGUCUGGGUCCUCCUUGCUAGACCUUUUUUGGGCAGGCUACUUCCAUUAGGGGGACAGCCCCUGCUCUCAGCUUGGGUGGAGGUCCCUUUGGAAGUCUCUGCCGCUCUCACCUGGGAGCCCUGGUGCGCCCAGGCCGCCUCCUCUCCCCCCUGGCUGGCUCCGCCCAUGCCCUCCUGGCCGCAGGGCCAGCUGGUGUGCCUCCCACACUCAGGUCAGGGGUCAUGUGGAGUCCUGGGGGCUGGGGACAGCUCUGUGGGGCAGAUAUCCCAUCAGGACUGCUCUAGUCAUGCUCUCUGCCUGGGACAGGAUGUUCUGUGUUGGGAAGGGUCGUCAGGGCAGGGCUGGGCAGGGCCCCCACCUUUGUGGGACACUUGAAAGGGGGCGCAGGCACAGAGGGAUCCAAAGACAAGGCCCAGGCCAGGCCCAACAGGCCUUCCCAGUCCCUCCUGCCCUGGGACUCAGGGAACCACGGCGGGGGAGGUCUGAGGAGAGACCGUCCUGCCUGCCCUGCCUCCCCAAGACUUCCCUCCACAUCUCUUCCGCCACACCCCCUUGGGAGGGGCACCCGCCAGGUGAGCCCUAAAGAGGUCCCUCUGGGGCUAGUGGCUACCAGGAUGGGCCCUGGGUGUGUCUUGUUGCUGUCACUCACCCUGCCAACAGUCCUGCAGGGCCAGGACCCAGCCACCCCACCACAGGUGGCAAACUUCCAAAGUAAACAGUUCCAGGGGCAGUGGUUUGUCCUUGGUCUGGCGAGUAACACCUACAGGAGAGAAGACCGGGCUUUGCUGAAUACCUUCUCCACGACAUUUGGGCUCAACCAAAAGGGCCACUUUGAGGUCUCCAACACCAUGACCCGGGGCAAGCGCUGCAACACUUGGUCUUACGUGCUGAUCCCAGCAGCCCAGCCUGGGCACUUCACCGUGGACACCAAGGGCGAGGCUGACCCAGGCGAGAGGGCGGGGACUGGCACGUUCAGUGAAGACGUCCAGGUGGUCGAUGGCGACUACACGGUCUUUGCCCUUCUGCUGUCCAUCAGACGGAUGGGCAGCCAGACCACAAUCAGGAUCAGUCUGCUGGGCAGACACUGGAAUCUGCCCCGCUGGACACUGGACAGAUUCACCUGCCUGGUCAAAGCUCAGGGUCUCACCAAGGACAACAUCGUCUUCCCAACUGCCAUCGGUAACGCGUUCACAGGCAGUGGACAGUGGGAAAUGGAGAGCAGGCAGGCUGGGCGGGGCCUUCCAGAGGAUCCCAGGCUGAUGUCCCCAGCCCCUCCGCCAGAGCAGGCUGGUUCCUUCUCCCUCCCCCUGGUCCCCUUUCCGCCCCCUCCCAGUCACCUGCCCGUUUCCCCUCACGUCCCUCCCAGGCCCACCCCUCUCCUCUCCCUCAUGGCCUGUCCCACUGUCCCUCACCCCGCCAGAUGAGCUGCCCGACCCUGCCUGCUGAAGCUGCUGAAGGGCCUGCCUCACCCGCCCUGCCCUCCCCCACUGUCAGCACAAAUAAAGGCACUGUGCCCAGGA
This is a messenger RNA of Ictidomys tridecemlineatus (thirteen-lined ground squirrel), 2245 nucleotides long. Lineage: Eukaryota; Metazoa; Chordata; Mammalia; Rodentia; Sciuridae. The record is from RefSeq and is a predicted model, not a curated record.